UUUUAUUGUCCUUCCAGUGUAAUGUGUUUCAGCCGACAGGGUGGUUGCGAUAAGGUUUCGCGCAUGUCCUUUGGAUCUAUGCAAAGUCAUACAAGACGGCUCAACAAUUAUUAUUCAAGAAUACAUGAAGGAUACCAUUCCAACGAAAGACUUGUUUUAUCACCCUGACAAUGACGUAUCCAAGAUCAGGGCGCGAACUUGAAGACACGUUUGUUCAGUUGUUUGGUCAGCCAAACGAACAAGACCCAAGAGGAUGCGAAAAAGAAAAUAAUUAUGCAAUAAGUCCGUUAAAUUAUAUCCAGAAAGAAGAUAAUUAUGCAACAAGUCCGCAAAAUUAUUGCCAAAGAGAAAAUUCAGUUACGAAUCGGCCAGAUUCUCCUUCAUUUUCAGUCAAUUUAGAUUCUUCCACACCAGAGCUGUGCCCCCAGCAGCAAAUAUGGGAACCCAGUUGCGUACUCGUUCAAACGAGCGUUCCGGGAGAUCUUUUCGGCAGUCGCUUUCCCACACACGUCGCUUAUCCCAGUAUAAAGAACAUUGCUAAUCUAGUGAAUGCGUGUGCUACAACGCCGCGUGAAGAUUCUGCGAUGUUCGGCUCCUAUAAUCUUGAUUCACCGACACCUCCCCCAGAAGAUCCGGGGACCAGACCCAUUGCUGAUCUAAUAUCGCCAAGUAGCAGGAUGGGCAUGCAACAGGCGUUUAGAAGAAACCUUGAUUACUUUGCCGAUCACGAAAAAUCAGUUUCCAGAGGCAGUUCACGUGAUACACAAGGCGACAACAGAAGUAUAUGUCAUAGAAACAAGUCCAGUUCACAUUCUGAUUUAACUGAUCACAGAGUCAGGUCCACUUCAUGUGAUGUUUUAACAGAUUGUAAAAACCAGUCCAGCUCAGGAGAAGUUACUGAUUAUAUAGACAAAUUCAGUUCACGUGGAGUUGUAACUGAUUAUAGAAACACGCCCAGUUCAAGUGGAGUUGUAACUGAGUCUAGAAACACGUCCAGUCCACGUGGAGUUGUAACUGAUUAUAGAAACAAGCUCAGUCCACAUGGAGUUGUAACUGAGUCUAGAAACACGCCCAGUCCACGUGAAGUUGUAACUGAUUAUAGAAACAAGCUCAGUCCACAUGGAGUUGUAACUGAGUCUAGAAACAAGCUCAGUCCACAUGGAGUUGUAACUGAGUCUAGAAACACGCCCAGUUCAAGUGGAGUUGUAGCUGAUUAUAGAAACACGCCCAGCUCAAAUGGAGUUGUAACUAAUUAUAGAAACACGCCCAGUUCAAGUGGAGUUGUAACUGAUUUUAGAAACACGUCCACUUUAGGUGGAGGUGUCACUGGUUAUAGAAACAAGCUCAGUCCAUGUGGAGUUGUAACUGAUUAUAGAAACACGCCCAGUUCAAGUGGAGUUGUAACUGAUUAUAGAAACACGCCCAGUUCAGGUGGAGUUGUAACUGAUUAUAGAAACACGCCCAGUUCAAGUGGAGUUGUAACUGAUUAUAGAAACAUGUCCAGUUCAGGUGGAGUUGUAACUGAUUAUAAAGAAAGGCCAGUCUUGCGCGAUGCACCUGAUUAUAGAAAUACACCCAAAUCAGGUGUUGUAAUGGAUCACAGAACCAAGUCCAGCCCAUGUCAUACUUUAACUGGUUGUAGAAAAAAAUCUGCAUCGCGUUCUGUUGGAACCAAGUGUAGAAACUCAUCCAUCUCAAGCGAUGUAACUGAAAAUACAAAGAUGUCUACUUCACGUGAUGUUGUCUCAGAUUACAGAAAUAAAUGUAGUGCAGGUGAUAUUGUAACUGAUCAUAGAAACAAGUCCACUUCUAGUGAUGUAACUGAUUUUACAAAUGCGCCAAGUUCACGUGGUGAUGUUUCUGAUUAUAGAAACAAGUUCAGUUCAGGUGUUAUUGUAACUGAUGACAGAAACAAGUCCACUUCUAGUGAUGUAACUGAUUUUACAAAUGCGCCAAGUUCACGCGGUGAUGUUUCUGAUUAUAGAAACAAGUUCAGUUCAGGUGUUAUUGUAACUGAUCACAGAAACAUGUCCACUUCACAUGGUACAACUCGUCAUAGAUCAAUAUUCGGUUUACACGAUGUAACUGAUCAUAGAAAUAAGUCUACUUCACUUGAUACAACUGAUUGUAAAAACGUGUCCAGUUUACAUGUUGUAAUUGAUCACAGAAAAAGGUCCACUUCACGUGAUACAACUGAUUGCAGAUACAUGUCCUGUCCACGUAAUUUCACUGAUUAUAAAAAAAAAAUCAAUUCAUAUGAUACAUCUGUUUUCAAAGACAUGUUGUCUGCUUCACACAAUUUAACUGACCACAGAAGCAAUUUCAGUUCAGGUGAUGUGGUGACUGAUCACAGCAACAAGUCCCCUUCCAGUUAUACAUCUGGUUGUAAAGACUACGUCGUGUCUGCUUCACGUCAUUUUACUGAUCAUAGAAACAACUUCAAUUCAGGUUAUGUUGUAACUGAUCAUAAAAACAAGUCUACGUCGCAUGAUACAACUGAUUGUAGAAAUGUGUCUGGUUCGCGGAAUGUAACUGAUUAUAGAAACAAAUCCAGCCUGUGUGAUGGUCUAAGUGGUUAUGAAAAACAGUUCAUAUCAAGUGAUGUUGUAACUGAUUGCACAUACCACGUGUCCAGUUUGGGUGAUGCAACUGAUUACAGAAACAAGUCCAUAUCCAGCAGUAACUUCAGUGAAAGAACUUUUGAUGAAGAAAUAUUUUCAGAUCUCAAAUCUCCGAACAGAUAUGUGGAAUGUCAAAGCAUGUUCACCUCAAGUGAUGUUGCAACUGAUGGUAGAUACAAAUCCAGCUCAGGUGAUGUAACUGAUCGUAGAAGCAAGUCCAUAUCCAGCAAUAAUUUCAGUGAAAGAACGUUUGAUGAAGAAACAUAUUUAAACCUUAAAUCUCCUAACACAUACUUGGACAUUUGGGAAGGAAAUUUGUUGCCUCUUAACACAAGUAUUAAUGCUAGUGAAUAUGACACGCCAACACAGGGAAGUAAUAAUGGGGGUACAUUUUCUGAAUGCAAAAAGAUAUUGUCUGACAAAACCGCUGACACCAAUUUCACUGAUUGCGAGACGCCAUUGUUUAAUAGCAGCAGCACAGAGACAUUCAUUGAUUGUGCAACGUCAUUCACUAAUAUCAACGCUGGUGGCAACGUCAGUGUUUGUAGAACCCCAUCAAACAAUAGUGAUUUUAUCGAUUGUGAAACAUCGGCAUCUUGGUCCAACAAUGUUCGUAAGUCCACUGCUCGUAGAACACCAUCGUGCACUAGCACCGCUGGGGAACAUUUCAGUGAUGCUACAUUUGUUGCCUGUAGAACUCCUUCAUUUAACAGUCAAGUUGGGGAGAACUUCACAGACUGUGACACGUGGUCGUCAUCGAGUGACACAAAUGAAAGUAUUGUUACAUGCAAAUUGUUGCAGUCACCGGGAGCAGUCAAAGCUGGUAACGGUUAUAACAUUUAUAGAACGACUUCCUGUACUAACAACCUGGAUGAAAGCUUCAUCGAUUGUGAAUGCUUUUCACCUUUGGACAGCACUGUUGAUGAUUUUACUGUGAGUAGUCGAUCACCUAGCAAUAAUGGAGAUGACAUUAGUGCUGACAGUAGAGUACACAGAAACACUGAUAAUAAUGAUAUUGAUUGCAACAGAACACCCACAAACAUUGGUGAUAACUUUAUUACAGCUUUCUGUAUUACACCUAGCAACACUGGUGAUGAGUUCACUGUUUAUGACGUAACAGCUGGCAACACUGGUGAUGAGUUCACUGUUCAUGACGUAACACCUAGCAACACUGAUGGUGAUUUGUCUAUUCAAAGCAUAACGCCCAGCAAAAUUGGUGAUACCUUUUCUGUUCAUAGCAUAACACCUAAUAAUUCUGGUGAUGGAUUUACAGGUCGUAGAAGAAAACCCAGCAACUCUGCUGGUAACUUCACACCACAUAGUUACGACAAUGAUGAUGUUUUUGGUAGCAUAAUGUCAUCUUUGGAUAGCAGUUAUGGCAAUGCUGGUAUUUCUCCUGAAACCUUUGUAUUCAGCUGUACAGAAAGUGUUUUGUCUUGUAACCUGUCACCAUAUGGCAGCGUGGAUGUUGAUCAGGCAAAGUCUCCAGUCACUAAAGAAAACAGCAAUGUGUUCAAGCCUACUGUCCCAGUAUCACCAGCAUAUGACUCUGGUCAAGUAAAUGGUUUUGUAAUGCCAAUGUCUGAUUGUUUUGAGAAGGAUACCAGAGAUGAAGGAGACGAAGGAGUUAAAGCAGCUGGAAGUAACAACAAGACUAGUGAUAAAGCCAUUGAAUGUAAAUCAUUGCUACCAAGUCACCAGAUCACAAACGUUAAUAUAGAUGAUAUAACAGAUGAUACGACCAAGGACACAUGUCUAUUCACUGUCUCAACAUCAAGUCCUGCUGGUUUAAGUGCUGUGACCUUGGCACACAUGGCUGGUGAUGUCAAAGAUGUGGAAUGUGAGUCACCAAAGUCAGUAAAAGUACAGAGGUCAGAUACAAAUGUCUUAGUCACUGCACAACAUAUACCAGAUAAAACUAUUUUAGUAACUGCACAAGAUAUGCCAGAUAAAACUGUUUUAGUACCUGCACAAGAUAUGCCAGAUAAAACAGAGUUCGACAACAUACAAGAUACAUCAGAUACAACUGUGUUAGUCACUGCACUAGAUAUAUCAGAUGCACCUAUAGUGGUCACUGCACAAGAUAUAUCAGAUGAAACUGUGUUAGUUGAUGAAAAAGACAUAUCAGAUGAAACUGUGUUAGUCAAUGCAGAAGAAAUAUCAGAUGAAACUGUGUCAUCCACUGCACAAGAUACACAAGAUAAAACUAUGUUGAUCAAUGCACAGGAUAUACCAGAUACAACUGUGUCAGUCAAUGCUCAAAACAUACCAGAAUCCUCAGCACAUGGACAAUCAAAGAGAGAUACAGAAGAUGCAUGUGAAACAUCUGCAGACAGGCGACUGCCGCAGUCAUCACACGAUUCCACAGCUUGUGCUCACGUAGCAGCAUGUAAUAUGGAUAAUAUGUCACUGGAGAUAUGUUCGGCUGGAGACGACUAUCCCAAUCCAGAAUAUACAACAGUUUUGGAAUCGCUGUGUAGUAGUAGUAGUAGUAUUACCACGAAGGACCCUAUUCAAGCUGUGUCAGCCAGUGAUGUGUCUGAUAUUGUAAUGCAAAAAGAAAGUAACAUUUCGAAUGACAAUAGGCCAGUUCCCGAUAUGCAGAAUCAAGCCACCAAAUUGGUCAGCCUUGAUUACGGAAGCGCACAUUCCUUGAUGCACAAUGAACAGAAGGAAACACCAAGUGUGGAGAUGUCAGCAUCAGAAGAAUUAACCAGCCCAAAUACUUCUGAUACAUCAAAGUGUGAUUUAGGAGAUUUCACAGGAGGUGAUGUUACAUUGAUAAAAGAACUUACUAUAAAUGAUUCACUUGUUGAUGGUUCACAGAGCAAACAAGAUGAACUAUCGAACCAAAUAGUUCAACAAAACGAAUGUGGGGAUGGUGACCAAACAGUGCUUGGUUAUAAACAUGAAGAUACGGGUGCUGAUUCAUGCCCUGGUGUUGAUGAAAACCCUCUUUGUUUGAUACAAAAGAUAAAUAAAAGCAAUGCUGGUGGUAAACAAGAUGCCUUAGAGUUCAUAACAUCACCUGGAAAAGACUCUUCUCCCAAAUGCCAGUUGGAACAUGUAGGAAAUAAGAAUUCAUUAACAGAUAUAGGAUCACCCAAAACGUCAAGAAACCAGCUGGUACUGAACCGUUCAUCCACAAGGAUGCAUUCUCCAAGAAUGUCCAGGACCCGGCUACUAAAUAGGAAUUCAUCAGCUUGGAUCUACUCGCCCAAGAUAUCCAGGACCCAGCUAGCAAAGAAAAAUUCAUCAACUGGGUUAUGCUCUCCCAAACUGUCCAGGACCCGGCUCCUGAAUAGAAAUUCAUCAGCUGGAAUAAACUCUCCAAGAAUGUCCAGAACCCAGCUAACAAAUACAAAUUCAUCAGCUGGCACACGCUCUCCCAAGAUCUUAAGAAUCAAUUUAGGAAAUAAGAAUUCAUCAUCUGGGCUCUGCUCUUCUAGGAUGUCUAGAACCCAGCUUUCUCCCAAAAUGUGUAGAAGACGAGUAGGAAAUAGAAACGCAAAUGGCAUAACAUUUGGUGUCAUGCCAGCAGAGUACAGCACCUCAUCACUUGAUCCUACUGACAGUGCACACUCUUCGUUUUUGUCCUGUGCAUCGUUUCACACAUUUAGCAACCCAUUACCAGAAUGUAAUAGCUUCACGGAAAUGCCACUGUGCAGUGAACUAGGACCAAAGAUUACAAACAUCAAUACGAAAUCAGACUCUGUAAGAAUUGCUAUUCCCAAUACAUCAAUGGUGCUUGAUAUUAAAGUACAAAAAAGUGAUUCAGUUUCAAUGGGGUCCGGAUGUUGUAGUCGCAGUGCCUCAAAGGUAAUAAUCGAGGUUUUUGGAGCUAACAUGACUGUCGGUAAAAGCAGAAGUAGAAAUGAAAUAAUUUGUUCACCUUGCCCAGUGGAUGAUGGGGUCGUGGAUCAGGUUCUUGUUGAGUGUAUUUCAAAUGCUGUAGACAUCUGUUCAGCCAGAAAGGACAGAGCAUGUCAAGCUAAUUGGAUAACACCUGAAACGGUCAGCAACAUAGUUUGUGAUGACUUAAACAAUGUCGUCCAGUCGUGGGUAGUCACAACAAGUGAUGGAAACCAAUUUCAAACUGAUACCAUAGAAAUCAGUCCUGGACCCUCAGCCGUGAUCUGCAUGGACACUGCCCAGCCAAGUGAGUUCACGCUACAGAGUGGACAAGAGAUGUAUAGAUCAUCUGUGGAAAGCAACCAGCUACAGUUUGGUGGUCUGAAAAACAAAGGGUGGCAGAGUGAGGAAUCUGUGAUUGUUGAGCAACCAAAGGGACCCGGCUUAUCUCGAUAUACUUACAAAAGUGUGGAGGAAAGGUCUCAAGAUUCAAGCUGUGGGUCAAGGUCACCGAAACCAGGUUGCUUCAGGAUAUGUUUCAAAAAGCGCGCAAAGUCGCCAGGUAGACAAGAGCUCGUUCUACAGACUGUGUCACGGGGAUCACAGAAAAGUGAAUAUGAGUACCAGUGGACAGCCAUGGACGAUAACCAGGAUGAAUGUGGAACAUUGAGAUCCCCCAAUGAUUCUGUUCACGAAAGAAGAAGUUUAUUCUCAAGGUCGAGUAGUGGUAAGUCUCCAGAGUGUGUGGAAUCCGUGACGAAAGUUCGUGAAAUAAGCGUGCAUUCGUCAUCACCUGGAAGUCGUUGCAGAUCACCUCACCGCACUGAGUCAGUAACUAAAAUUCAUGAAGUGUCUGUUCAUUCAUCACCAAGAUGCAGCAGAAAAUGCUCACCGAGUGUUGAGUCUAUCACGAAGGUCAGUGUGCAUUCAUCGCCUGGAGUUAGCAAAAGGUCCUCUUCUAGAAGUGUAAGCAUAUCCCCUCAACGGGUUGAGUCAGUCACAAAGAUUAAGGAAGUCACUGUUGUUUCGUCGCCUCGAAGUAGUAGAAGAUCCUCACUUGAAGGUAGUAGAAAAUGCUCACCUAGAAUUAGUAGAAGAUGUUCACCUGAAGUUAGUAGAAGAUCCCAGUCGGUCACAGAAAUUAAUGAAGUGUGUGUGCACGAAUCAUCACCUAAAUCUAUUAUCAAUAAUGACACAUGCACAAAGGUUUACAUCGCGAGGGAGUGUUCAGAAUCAUCUGAAGACUACUGUGAUGAUGAAGAUGACUCCUUCGGCAAUGCUCGUGGAGUACUUAUACAUUCGAAAUCACCUGGCUUUGGAUGUCCAGAAGAAUGUGAAUCUUAUACAAAGAUCACUAAAAUAAAUGUAUGUUCAACCGACAGCUCAUUGUCCCUUGACGAAUGUGAUUCUCUGACAAACGUUCACUCAAUAAGAGUUCAUUCUCGAAGUCCUAGAAAUAGAUGUCGAGAUGAGGGUGAGAAUGUUAGACAACUCUUUCGUCAGAUGUCUGCAGUGAACUUAAAAGAUGUUGAGGAUGAUAUAUUGGACAUGCCGUGUCCUAGGCGUAGAGCAAAAAGUACCUCUUCUGUGAGGAGAAGUAUCAACAAAUUCUUCUCCCACACAUCCACCAUCUCACUAUGCGAAUACAGAAGCGUGGAAGAAGAAAUAUAUCCAAAAGAAGUACUAAAAAAACUAAAACACCUGGAGUAUGCGAUAUAUAUGAUUCGCGUGCCUGUACAACCAACAGUGAAAAUUUACAAAGCUCAUAUGCUCAGCGAUUCAUUUUGUGACAAAGCGGAAAGAGGUUCCAUCAGGUUUAGAUCAUCUUCAACAACGCAGUGCUCAGAAUUGAAUACUUCAUUCGAUACAAACACUCAGGUUUUUUCACAAGGCAGUGAUCAUGGAAAGAAUGUAACAGUCAGUAAGACACACAUACUGCAUACUAUUGAAUCAAGAAUUAAAGGCACUGUAUCUCACCUGGAGUCUUUUGUCAACGAAAAUGUGCACCCAAUCAUCGCACAUUCCUUGAAUGCUGCUAUCUUAGAUAUAAGACGACAAAUAAAUGCAUUGCCAGACAACGUCUGCUGCCGUGUCCAAGCCAUAUGCGCCCCAAUUGCCUGUCAAAGUGUGUGUCGUAGUGUUUGUGGACAGCCUGUCAGCGAAACUGUGUGCCAAACUGUGUGUCAGCCAGUUGUAUGCCAAACUGUGUGUCCGCCAGUUGUAUGCCAAACUGUGUGUCCGCCAGCUCUGAGUCACAGUGUUGAUAGGGUAACGAAAACCAAAUUCAUUGACGAUGGGAAAGCUUCAAUGUAUCAGCGGAUUUCUAGAAAUACAGACGUCUGUAAACCCUCAUCUUCGGCUGGUUCCACGAUAAUUAUUCCCCAGCACACUUCAAUAUCAAAUCCAAACACUUCAACAGUAAUCAUUCCCCAGCGUACCUCAGGGUCCCAUACACGACAGGUUCACAUUGAAGUUGCUGGUGCACCAUGCCGUUCGAGGUGGAAACAGUGUAAUAGCCUCUCACAGACAGCAGGUUGUGUAGCUAAAUGGGCUAUAGAAUCGUCCCAAAAGGAACUGCACUUCAUACUGGAGAGAGAACAAGGGGACUCUGGUUUACAGGAUAUUACAGUAAUAACGAAAGAGAGGCUUGCAAACGAAGUCGUCCUAUCUGGAAGCAUGGAAGAUCAGUCCAAGAGUCUGUGCGGGGAUGCAUACAGACAACGUUGUGAGGGCGAAAGGCAAUGUGCAGGAGAAACGCAUGAAACAGAAGCACAAAAACUUACAUCUCUAUUCCUGGAUGCAGUGGUUUGCGAAAUUAAAGCGAGGCUUGACCAAAAGGAAUGUAACUCUGCUAUGAACAAAGGAAGCAGCAUGGACAGUGUUAUUGCUGCACAUGCUAUUUGGUUGGUCGAGGAGGUAAUGGACAAAGUAGUGUGCGAUGUGCAGAACCAGUUAAUCACCUCACAGCAAGAUCCACGGACACCUCGUUGUUUGGUCGAUGUUUUUGGCUGUUUGUUUGGUAUUGAAGUCAUCGAUACCCUUAAAGAAGCAGUGUAUAAUGCUAUGUACGAAACUGAGCUUGACAAUCCUAAUAGCUGUCACAAUGUACGGUGGCCAGGGGAUUCAAGAUCGAACACCUCCUGUAAAGUAAUUUAUGGACCCGAUGGUUCACCACACUCCAUUCGCAGAUCCGUCAAUGAUUUUACUAUUUCCAUAACGAAAGGUUUAAGUGAAGAAGCUAGGAGAGCAGAAGAACUGCGGAGAGCAGAAGAUGCGAGAAGACUUGAAGAGGCUCUACUAGCUGAAGAACUUAGAAGAGCCGAGGAUGAUAGACGAGCAGAAGAAUUUGCCUUGCAGACGGCAAGGCUCGAAGAACUGGAGAGGCAAGCAGCUGAAGACAUGGAAAGGGCAAAGCUUACAGCUCUUGAAAAAGAGAGGCUUGGUGUACUUAACGCAGAGGAAAGGUCAAGGUUUGAAGAUGCUGAACGGGCAAGGCUUGAAGCUCUUGACAGAUCCAAACGUGAUGCGAUUGAUAGGGCGCGGCUCGAGAAAGAGCUUGCAAGGUUAAAAGCUCAGUUAGAAGACGAUAAGGAUGAGCUGUUGAAACAACGUUUUUCGAAAGAAGAAAAGUUCAUGAGGAAAACGUUAGCUCAUACAAAAACAGGUGAUUCAGAGGCAGAGAGAAUAUUUGAGAAACAUUUGAACAUGGCAUUAAGUCGUCAAGCAUCUAUGGUAGCGAAGAAGGCUUUGGUUUCUGCUUUGUUGGUGGCAAAUCUAGAGAAGAAAAUACAUUAUGGUCUUUUGGUACUUAACAUUGAAUAUGCACUGAAUGUGAAGAUGACGUCUAAAAAACUAGACUCAAAGAAGAUGUCCAAAGACACCAAAAAGUUGAUCAAAGACUUUGUGCAUGAUAAGGAUGACAAUGAGGUCCGACUGCUUAGUGUAAAAGGACAAAGGAUCAGGGGAUAUGACGUGAAGCUUAAUCUGGAAAACCGAGAUUUAAGUGUAUACUCGCGUCCGUCCCAAGGCUCCAUUCCAUCUUACGUCAGCUCCGAUAUACGCAUGAGUAAAAAAUGAGUACAUUAACGACUCAGAAGGAUAGUAGUUACCUCCUUAGUGAAAAAGAUAACUGGCAUUUUCCUUUUAAAUAGGAUAGUGGUUAUCUCCCUUACAAUACUUACACUAUAUUGAACCGUGUUUGAAGAGACACUUAUAUGACAGUCACUUGUACUUAGAGUAUGAUUCUCAAAUAAGCUGGCACUGUGCUAAUGUUUUGGGUUCUUUUCUUUAUUAUAUACAGUCGAACCUGUCCAUAACGAACAUUAUAGUUCCUGAGUACAAUAAAUAAGCUGUUAUUUGCUCUUUAUUGUACAGUGAUAUAUGGUAUAAGAUACGUUAUGAUACAUCUGUUCAUAGAGGGUAGAUGGUAUUCUGUUUCCCCAAAAUAAGUCGAUUAUGAUAUCUUUCAUAUAUUGCAAAGUGUACUUGGUUUAAAGAAAAUCAUGUGAACAAGCACCUGUUUAAAGGACAGUUCAGUCUAAACGUAGGAUAAAUGAGUUAGCUAAUGAUUCGUUAUCACUAUAACAAUAGUCGAACGUAGUAUUCGACACACCUGUGUUUAAAAAUAUAAAAGGCAUGUAGAAACCAGGGUGGGUAAAAACCGGGGUGGGGUGGGGUGUGAGUGGUGGAGCAAGACCACAAUCUACAUUGGAGGUCCAUAAUUUUCUUUUUGUCUUCUUAUACACAUAUAGUAGAAAUAAACUAUUUCUCCAAAUGCUAGAAAACCACAUUUUAGUCGGGGAGAGGGUAGUUGACAAAACGGGGGCAUACCUAAUCAUAUAUAUAUAUAUAUAUAUAUAUAUAUAUAUAUAUAUAUAUAUAUAUAUAUAUAUAUAUGGUUUGUCCAGCUAAACUGACAUGGUAAUUAUAAACUAAAAGGGAAUUUUAUGAAGAAUUUUGGAAAUAACCGCUAGGAAUAAAAUGCAAUGUCGUGACCAUUAUGACAGAUGUUUUUACAAUCGUGGUAGUGCUACAGACUCUCUUCAUAGCCUAUAACAACAGCCACGUGUGCAGGAAUUUUAUCAGGGCCGAGUAAUGCUCCUCCAGAAAAUAAUAUGUUAAGAAGAAAUAAAAUUUGCAUGAACAGUGAGAGGUUUCGACCCCCGAAAUCCUCCCCCUAAAACACGCCUGACUAAUGGGUGGGGAAAAUAAGGAAUCGUGGGUCUGGGUGUGGGGAGAUGAGUCACUAAAAGAAAAUAUUCUCAUUGAAAUAUUCUGUAAUGUAUUCAUUUAGUGCAAUUUUGUUCAUUUGUUAUUCAACGAUGUGGUGGGGAAUUUCCGCCCCGAAAUUUGUUUAGUUUAAAACGUUCUGUUUGGCUGGAUAUCAUCAUAGAUUACUGUGUCCCUGUUUUAAAAUUUAAUUUUAUUCAUUUAUUUUUUAUUAAAAACCCCAAUUUACCUGAAAAUAAGUUUUCAUUUAAAAAUGAAAAUACAAUAUAGAAAUAUCUUUACAAAUUGUUCAUUAAAAAGUGCAAGUACAUUGGCCCUUAUAGUGUUUACAUUAUAACCCAGUGUUUUCAAAAUAUGUUACCCAUUGUUCGUUCCAUCCAGUGCACUAUGACUGGUAUAUCAACCGUGGCGUGUGCUAUCUGUGGGAUGGUGCAUAUAAAAGGUCCUUUGCAACUAAUGGAAAAAUGUAUAUUGAGUUCCCCCUCUAAGACAAAAUGUGAACAUUGCUAAAUGUUUGACACCCAAUAGCCGAUGAUUAAUACAUCAAGGUAUUCUAGUAGUGUCGUUAAACAAAACUCCCCACCUAUUUGAAGAUAUUUGUUAUUUGUAUUAACAAAUAACAAUGGUGCAUAUGGUAUGCGUUAAGUUAGCAAAAUGAGUAGGUGCUGACAUUGUUAUUAUUUCGUGUGUUUUUCUGUUAUUUUAAUGUGUUUUAUUGUUGUGUUUGGGUCAUUUUAAUAAGUGUUGUUAUUACUCAUUUUGGAAUGCGUGUUAUUGUAUUUAGGUCAUUCCAAUGCGUGUUAUUGAAUUUAGGUCAUUCCAAUGCGUGUUAUUGAAUUUAGGUCAUUCCAAUGCGUGUUAUUGAAUUUAGGUCAUUCCAAUGCGUGUUAUUGUAUUUAGGUCAUUUUAAGACAUACGUUAUGAUACGUGUUAGUCGUUUAUGUAAUAUGAAAUGUAUGUUAUUGUCUGUAUGUCUUUUUAUUAUGUAUUUGUCGUUUGUAUGUGUGUACUGUUGCAUCUUUUUUAACAUAAAGAAAAUAGUUAUGUUCUAGUUGUAUAAAGACUUGGUGAAAUAAAAUAUAUGUAUGACUAA
Messenger RNA from Gigantopelta aegis, 12795 nucleotides. RefSeq lists its product as uncharacterized. The record is from RefSeq and is a predicted model, not a curated record. Lineage: Eukaryota; Metazoa; Mollusca; Gastropoda; Neomphalida; Peltospiridae. The transcript is spliced from 3 exons. Bases 171 to 10550 code for a protein of 3459 amino acids.